Dermacentor albipictus is the source of this 11459-nucleotide messenger RNA. Its product is annotated as 1-acylglycerol-3-phosphate O-acyltransferase ABHD5-like. Gene Ontology annotation, molecular function: lysophosphatidic acid acyltransferase activity; carboxylic ester hydrolase activity. Gene Ontology annotation, cellular component: mitochondrion; lipid droplet. The record is from RefSeq and is a predicted model, not a curated record. Gene Ontology annotation, biological process: phosphatidic acid biosynthetic process; lipid homeostasis. NCBI's taxonomy places the organism in Eukaryota, Metazoa, Arthropoda, Arachnida, Ixodida, Ixodidae.
ACACACGCUUGUGCAUCCAUGCGCUUGUGUGUGCGCGUGCGUGCGUAUGUAUGAAAGCGUAGGGUACCGUGGAAGCCGCACUAGAAGAAGACCGGUGGCAAGUGCAGUUGCGCUUGUGGGUUUGCAAGCGCGCCGUCUCGCGCUUAGCAUACAGUUUCUUUUUGUCUAAUUGUUUUUUGACUUAGCUUAACAACGUUACUGAACAAUUUCACGAUGGCCCUCGAAGAUCAAUCAUCGGCGGAGCUUUCCAAAGGGUUGCGCCUGCUGAAACACACGUGCCUGCUGGCAGACACCUUGUUGAGCAGCUUGAUUGACCUUGUUCCCAGUUGGAUCUCCAGUUAUAUCCGAUGGUGCCCCACUUCAUCUGAGCACCUUGAAGAGGCUGAGCGAAAGCUGCUGUCCUAUGUGAAGCUUCCUGUUCGGUCUUCAUUUGUGACCAUAGACUCAAUCCUGGGCUGCAAGGGCAGCCACCAGGUCCGCACCCUUCAGCUAGGUCCCAGUACGAAAGUAGCUGCAGAGGAAGAACGGGUUCCACUCGUGCUGGUGCAUGGCUUUGCUUCGGGAGUGGCUCUCUGGCUGCUGAACCUGGAUUACCUAGCCCAGGACCGCACAACGUACUGCUUUGAUCUGCUGGGCUUUGGCCGCAGUUCACGGCCACGCCUCUCGAGGGACCCUCUGGAAGCUGAAUACCAGUUUGUGCAGAGUAUCGAAGAGUGGCGAGCACAGGUUGGUCUUGAUCGCUUUGUAUUGCUGGGACACAGCAUGGGUGGCUUCCUGGCUGCCUCGUAUGCAUUGCGCUUUCCUGAGCGUGUGGCCCACCUUGUACUUGCUGACCCAUGGGGUUUCCCUGAGCGCAACACCCCUCGUCCAGCACUGCAGCUGCCAAGUUGGGUCCGUGUGGUCUCCACCUUGCUCAGCCCCUUCAACCCUUUGGCAGCUGUGCGGAUUGCAGGGCCUUGGGGUCCUCGACUAGUAGAAAAGAUCAGGCCAGAUAUUGGAAAGAAGUACGGACAUGUGGUGGAUGAUAAUCGGACAGUUCCACAGUACAUUUACCACUGCAAUGCUCAAACACCUAGUGGAGAAUCGGCCUUCAAGGCUAUGAUGACGCAGUAUGGCUGGGCUCGAUACCCUAUGAUUAGCCGCAUUGGAGAGCUCCAUCAAGGUGUGCCUAUGACAUUCAUCUAUGGCUCAAGAUCUUGGGUUGACAAACAGCCUGGUAUUCGUGUUCAGCGACUUAGGCAAGAGAGUGAAGUGGAUGUUGAGAUCAUUGAUGGUGCUGGCCAUCACAUCUUUGCUGACAAACCUGAUCAAUUCAAUGAAAUUGUGUCGAAGAUCUGUCGUGGAGCAGAUGCAGCUGAGAAGACAAAUCGUGCCUUGGCUGAGGAGAAGGAGAGAGAAGAGCGGGAGCAGAGAAAAAUGAUACAUCGGCUUGCUCUGUGAAAGGCUUGCUAUAAGAUGCUAGUAUGCUUCAUUUUGGUUUAAAACCACAGCACCUUCAUUGGCCUGUGUUUAAUAUUAUUGCAAUCAGCAUUCACUUGAGCGAGGAAUUAAAUGCCAAAUGCGGCAGAUCGUAGUUGCAAACACUUUUCUACAUUCUAGUGUAGCAAACCUAGACUUAUACCACCACUUCAAUAUUUUAUUGUUUCCUUGUGCAAAAAUUGCUCACAGUCUUACUGUGCAUGAUCGGAGGCGCAUAAAAGAAUGGUCAGAAGAUGGGCAUGUGUACGUGUCUCGGCUAGGAAGUUUCUGCUAAAGGAUGAUUGUAACUGUGGGUGUUAAAUGGCCAUGCGCAAAAUCAAGUUCGCACUCAGAUGACAAUUUUUUUAUCGCAUAGUAUGAAAGUCACUGCUUGGCCUACAUUGAAGUCUGAACUAUUUAGUUCUAAAUAUGAAGCUUUUGAAAAUGGCUAUGCUUGAGAGAUAGAUAGAUUGUAUUUUCGUAAACGGCCUUAACAGUCGUGUGCGGUGCGUGUGUAUUUUGGCCCUUUUCUGGAACUUGCUUGGGAACUUCAAGCACCUUCUCCUUCGGGUCACUGUUGUGCACUUGUAUCUUUUCCUUCCAUUGUUCACCACGUUGCUGCUACGAGUGUUCUGUCAUGAAGUUAAUCUGCGAUUAUGAAUGUGUGGUUGAUCUGGAGAACCAACUUGAGUAAUCCGAGUUUGGUCUAAAUCUGCCAUUUGGAAUGCAAAAUAAUGUUGGCAUAUUUUGGAAACAGUACAGCUUACACUGAGUCUGCUUCUCUGCGAUUAAAAAAGUGUCAAGAUCAUUUCACAUAUACUAACUGCUCUUACUGUUGAAGUGAGCCUCAUAGUGUCAUAAAGUGCAGCCAGCAUUCCAAAGCGACGUUUUGCAUUAAUGUUUACUGAGAAUGCUAAAACAACGCAAGGUUAUCGGAAGUGAAAGUGACAUGAUUCUAUCUUGAACUUCUGGCUUUAAUCCAUGCCUUCAUACAGUCAUUUGUGUGAAGGUGCAGACCAGUGUGCAGUAAGUGCUAAACUUGGUUCCACUUCACAUUGACAUAUAGAAAGUGGAUUCUGUGGUGAAGCAAAAAUGCCUGAUCGAGAUCAACCAAUGGACAUUACUGUUUGUCAUCUGCUUUUAUGACGCUAUGAUUUGCAGUCCUUAAGGCUAACUGAGGCUGUUAGGGGUUGUGCACACCACCACCCAAUGUCAUUCACCUGCUAGAGUUUAACAAAAUGCUAAUAUUUUGUCAUAGAUUUUUCUUCUCAACUCUAACACAGUCAGCCUCUGUAGCAGAGGUUGUGGUGACUGAAUUAGGUUAAAUAAAAUUACUUGAAUUAAAACAAAUCGUGUACUUCAAGGAGCAGACUUAUUUUUGCCUGUAUAUGGUGACUAGCCCCAUGACUUCUUUUUAUAGCCAUUCUUAUGAUGCAUAGAAAUUUUUGGGUAACGUGAAAACAUCACAUAAAGAUCACUUCAUUGGUCAGGUAAAACAUUGAUGUAGAGUCUACACAAAACGGAUUAUUUUUUAUGCUCAAUUGAAAUUUUUGCUAUGGGUGGCUGAGGAUUAUGAACAAAUUUUUUGUUAAUAGUCUUUUGUUAUUGUUUUUGCGAUUUUACUGUUUUCGCUUAGAGAGCUGGUCUCUGUUUGUGGGAAUUCCUCAAGCCGCCUAAUCAUGUUCCUCUUGAAGGAGAUGCACUGUUUCUUCAGAAAAGUGACCCCAUGCAAGCUAUGUAAGCCAUAUUUGUGUCAUGUUAGUACACUUCUCAGCCAAAUAUUUUUGAAUUGUUAGAUACUUCAAAUCCUAAAACUAACGCUUGAAGAGAACUAAGCCUAAAAGGUCGGAAACCCCCGACUUGCCGAGUAAGUUACAGCAUAAAAAAUUUUCCUGUGAUAUAUUGAGUUGAAUAGGAAAUUCAGUUUAGUGAAGUCCGGUAAAAUGUAAGCUUGUGCCCAGUGAAGUGCGCAAAUUCUGCUGAUGUAUUGUUAUACAGAGCGGACGUUAGCAAAAGACCAGUUGCGGCAUUCAUAUUAAUUUGACUGCUGGUUCAUAUAUCCCUUGUCUCACCAAAGUUUUGCGAGUGGGGAAGGCUGCAGUGAUUUCUCUAUGCAGUGUCAUAAGUGGGUUUGUGCGGCUCAAUUGAACAAGUUUAAAAGAUAAAAUCUAAGUUGAUGUACUUUAGUCAUUAAAUAGAAACUAGCCUUCUGGCACUGUAUGUACACUUGUAUGUGCCAACGUAACGCCUCAGAAUCCCAAGCACUGUAAGGGCACACUAACGGCAUAUAUUUAGUCGACAUGGACAGAAACCUUGCAGUGCUUGUCUUGUGCCAGCUUAGUUCUUUUGUUCCACAGAAACUCGCAAUUAAGGGGCUACAUUCCUCUAGCACUGUGCAAAUCGCUCGCCACAAGUGAGGCGACGUGAAACUGCAUGCGUCAUCACUGCCCUUUACUGCUGUCAACGGGUAAAAUGGUGCCCGAGAGCUGGCACUAUGGCUUUUUGCAUAAAACACAGAAGCACGGCCAGAAACCGCCCAGAAACAUGACAUGGACAUGGAAUUUUCUGCUAUUUGCAGUUAGUAUGAGCUUCGUGAGCCAGCAAAACCAGCAGAGCACAAUGUGAUACUGAAAAUACCAAAAUCUGAAAGUUCAGGCAGUGCAGAGUUGAGCAAAAAUGACACCUUUAUAAUAGCUGCAUCAUUUUCAAGGGUAACGUAAAUGAGUUCUUUUUUCUAAGAAUUAAAUAGAAGUAAACAAGUAGUAAUUUCUUCUGUAUGAUAUGCAAUGAUUUUUUUUAUUAUCAAUGUUUGAGCCCUAGUGACACAAUUAUAAUGAGGCAUUAUGACAUCAUUGGCCUGUUAAACGUCGAUAUAACAAAGUAUUUAACUUUUCGUAACCUCUUGUCCAUAGAAUCUAUGUAUUUAGAACCUCAAUGUAAUGAAGUAUGUAUGCAAUUUCAGUAUAACGAAAUUUCACUGCCGCCGCAAAGGAAUGCCGAGACAAGAAAUAGAAACUUCCGCAGAUGCAGAUGGUCAAAUCCUUGGUUUACAAGCGGCUACUUGCAAACGCACAAAUCGUGCGCCACGUGACACGAGUGGCUGCCGAAGUGGAGCCCCAUAAUGCUCUGUACAAAGUCCAUGUGCGAUAAAAUUCUGUCGCACCCCACGCUCUGUUUGCUUUUGGUGCGAGUGAAAGUGUGCGAAGGUGGGACCAGAAAGAUAGUGGCUUCAGGAGUGUCGCCUUCCCGCGCGAGCAAACGUAAAAAAAGGGGAGGGGAGCGAGUUGGCGGUAACUCGAUCAAGGGUGCGUAAGGGGCAGCGUAAGUUGGCGCGUGCUUCAAUUUCUGCCGCGCGCCUUGGCAGUGGCUGCGCAUGGCUGUAAGCAUGGCUGAGCACAUACGCAGCCGCGCACUCUGCUUUAGAGGUAAUCAGCGUGUGCAAAGAGUGGGCGUGCCGAGAUGGCAUGACAUCGUGUAAGCGGUCUUCACACGCGUUUAGUAUUAGUGGCUGCGUAAUCUCGAGUUUUGGUCACCUGUUGGUGCGAGAGGCAGACGAACUUUCGCUCCCCCCUACCGGUGCUUUUCACAAUACAGUGAAGCCUCGUUAAAACGUAGUUGGCCGGAGCUCGGAAAAAGUACGUACUAAACGGUAGUACUGUUUACCCGAAAUAGCAUCAGCUCGCCCACUUACCUGUCGAAAACGGAACUCAGAGAGAGUGCGCUGAAAGGGGAAAAAAACAUGCAGUAUUAAUUCACUUCGCGCAACAAAAGUGUUAUUUUCGUUUGAUGCCACAGCGGCCUAGCACGACGACAGCGGCCUCAAACUUACUGAAGCUGUGUGCCAGCUUUUCAGCCAGCUCCCUCUUCUUGGCAAACACUCGCAUGGCAGAUUCCUCGUUGGCAUUACGUAUUCUCCGUGCACGUGCGCAGUAGUGCUGCAGAAGUCCCAGGGCACCUUUUUCAUUGCCGGGUGCCGGAGUUCAGAAUACUUUUCGUUUGGAAUAGUUACAUUAUCACGCCCGUUCUCGUCGCAAUGAUUGCAUUCAUGAGACUGAUGUAAUGCGCAGCUUCUGUUACUGUCGGGCCUGAAUUACCUGUGCUGUCACUUUUCGUGUCGUCCUCAUCACUGUCGCUAGUUGACACUUUGGCAACAACAGAGGCAACGAUGGCGAAAAGUCGAACCUCAUAGCCGACAUCUCUUUGCAGUCGCAGCAGCGCUGUCGAGCAACUUCGCAUAUCAAAUGCCGCACACUGUAGUCAACAGCAGAUCCCUGUUGCAUGCCAGUGCCGACUUCAUGUCACGUUCGAUAGCACGGACGAUGUCUAAUUUUUCUUCUAUGCUGAGCACCCGGCGUCUUUUUUAUCUGAGCUUUGGCAUGGCACUAGUCCUCGCUUGCACGACGCCACAUCGCUCUCUGGCACGGAGUCGAAAUGAUGUUGAUGUUGAUGUGGCUUCAUGCGCAAACGCACAGGGCGCUUGGAGGCCGUUGCUUCGAUCUCUGAGGCUUGUUGUUCUGCCGGGCCGCCGUUGGAGACAACGCACCGCCGUGUUUGCGCGACGAAAAGUGGAAACGCUACAUUUUAACCGAUGCGUACGCAAUAAGCUGGUACUGUUUAUGCGGAUACAAAACACAUUAUGUUCAAUGGCUGUUGAGUCGGGGAUUUGACUUUACUACAUUUAAAACGAAACUACUGUUUGAGCGGGUACGGUUUAACGAGGUUUUACUGUAGCAUCAUACCAGUGGGUGACGCUAUCAGCCACGGUGGUGGAGUGCACAUGAAAACGUGGCUGGCUUUGCUUAAUUCGUACCGCCAAUGUGAAGAUAUCAUAGAAGUGGUAUGAAACCAUAUCAUUUGUCGCAGACUCCCAAAUUCAUCAAAAUGAAUUGUUUUCUCAUUCAAAUUAGCUUUUUUCGAUUGCCCGAUAAUUCGAAUAACUCUGCGGCCCCUUUCUGUUGAAGAAAAAUCGUUUGGUGACUACUUAUUUCCAUAAAAGGUGGAAUUUCAGUCCAAUGAAAUUUUGAUAUAAUGAAGCAAAUUGCCGAUUUUACCAACUUUGUUAUACUGUGGUUUAACUGUACUAGUAUCUCCUAGUAGAGUCUCGAUUCGUGUUCACCAUCUACGUCAAUUUAUCGUUUACUAAAGCUCUGUUCCCGAUAAUGUUUGAUCAAGCAGUAUUGUGUCACUUUAGCUUGACUUAAUAUUUGCCUUUGGUGUCCUUAAGGAAAAUGAUGACGUGUGAAGCACGUUGUAUGUAUCCUAAGACCUAUGAUGGCGAGCAGACCCUGGCAGUGAGCAUGCGAUAAGAAGAGGUUGAGUGUUAUCGCGGUUGUAGUUUCGUUCUUUCCUCCAGUUCCCGUGUUCCCUGGCAAAAGAUGGCUGCCCACACCUAGAAGCACUGUAAAUUAGGGUUUAAUGAAAGGAGUUCAUCUCCGCCGUGAUGUCAUGGAGAUAAGCAAACAUAAUUUUCUGGCAUCUCUAUACAAAUUUUCGUUGAGUUGGACAGUGAUUUUAGUGUUGUCGUUUACUAUAGUGUUCCCACCCACCCCCACUUGAAGCUUAUCAUCUUGUUACACUGGAACAUAAGGGCUUGUUUGAUGGUCUACUGGUGGAUAUUUUGUGAGGCGAAGUGUGUUGCAGUUCGGGUUAUAGAGCGACAUCAAUGCUGCUUUCAGUUUUGCAGGUGAACCUAUUGUACGCAUGUACUUGGGCGACUGUUAGCUUUUCACUCGGCUGACCUGUCUCAGUGUUGAUGACAUCCUACGCGCACUGCAGUUAAUUUGGUAUAGCUUCUUUCAAGGUUGAUAUGUAGGAGCGCAUAAGAAAUUUAUUCAUUCCAUUUUGUUGUUAUAGGGGAAAAGGCUUGGGUAUUCAAGUCUUCCUUUAGCACAAAAGCAGAUGCCCUAAAAUGGCCGUGCUGAAAUUAUGACAGUAGGUGCAUCUAUGCAGAAAAUGUCUGUUUUUAAACAACUGUUAUUGAUGUUCUUUUAAUGCUAUCUUCUAGCAUCUUCUGUCACUGGGUUGAUACGAUACUGGUACCACAAUGAGUUGUUUUCAGACAUGACUCACUCAGCGAACUUUGCCCUUUUAGAUGUGCCCUAUGUAGUGGUAUGACUAUAGAAAGACUACUACAAGACGGAAGGCAAGUAGGUUGUGCGAGGUUUGGGCAUUAUAAGGUUUGAUGUGUUCCUUAUUGAAAAUGGCAUGAGAUGUACGGGUUACUGUCUUGUAUUUUUUUUCCCACCUUGUUUUCAAUCCCUGUUACGUUUUGUUAAAUUAAAGUGCUUGUAAUACUUCUAUAAAUCUUGUGUGGACCUUUCACAGUUUCUUCGUUAAGUGUAUUGUGCUUGUUUGGAUGCUCAGCUCCUUGCUAUAGUAUAAAGUAUAUCGUAAUGGGGAAGCCUUAUAAACUGUUCUUCUUUGUUGCUACGCUUGUAAGACUUGAACGCAAAAGGUUUUGUCAAGAAGAGGGGGUGUUACAUUUUAAGUUGGGACUACUUCUGUUUGCACAUACUCUAAAUAGAGAGCAAAUGUUUCUUGUUAUUAGUGUGAUCUCCAUCUUUUAGUCACUAAAAGUGUGGAAAUAUAGGAAAUAAGCUUCAUAUUAAAUUUUAGAAGGACUUGCAAUGUACCAACAGUUCUAUAUGCACGUAUUGAAGCGUAAAAAAAAAAAGUUGUGAAGAAAAGUGAUAUUGUUGUAGUUUUUCUGCGAUUGCAAGGAUAAAAAAUAUACAGCAUUGGAGGGGAGCUGUGUUCUGUCCCUCGUGCACUGUACAGGCUACAACUGCACAGACCCUAUCGCAUCGUAAAAAGUAGCAUGGAUUUAGGGCUGCCAGUUCAACAGGGCAGACUAUGCCUCCUUCAUAGCUAAAAAGCCCUCCACCCCUCCCCCCUUCUUUUUUACUUCCUUGAAGUAUUAGUUGUAAGCUUCCUUUCUUUUACCUCUGAAGUUACCUUUUCUAAGAAAAUGUCAUGUGUAAUGUCGUCACAAAAGUAAAGAGUACCAGGCAAGUAAUGCUUGGAGUCAUGGUUAUAUUUUCAAAGGGACACUAAAAGAAAAUAGCAAGUCAAGCUAGAUUGAAAGAUUAGGCUUUUAUAAUAACGAAUUCGUCCUUUGUAAUGAAAACAGCUUUUGUAAGGGAGAAAAUUACAAAAAUAAAAAAACAGAGUAAUGCCGCCUAUUGUGGACUAUGGUACCUCUCACAUGCGAUGUCAGCACUGGCUGAUUCACAUUGUGUGGCUGCUAUGUUCCACCGUAUACUGUAUAACCUCUUUGGUCCCACCACUGUGAGCUGCAUCACUUUAAUUUUUUACUGCUCCCAAGGCACCAGUGCCACCUAGCCCGCUCCGUGGCCACUAAGCACAGCCUCAGAGCAUGGGUAGCUUCAGCGACUUGUGCAAGUAAAACACCGGAGUUUCUAAAAGACAUCAUAGAGGGAGGUCAUGUGGAAAUUACGUCAACUCGUUCGUCUUGGCAUGAGCAAUUCAAAUUCAGAAGCAGCGGCGACAUUGGCAGACAUUGUCAGCUCCUCAGGUUGAAAAAUGUGUGUGCGCAAGUCCAGUAUUUGCGGAUCUUCUGGAUCGCCAGUCAGCCUCUAGAGUCUGUGAAGGAGUACAUUUACCUAGGUCAAUUACUUGUAGGGGACCCUGAUCAUGAGAAGGAAAUUUACAGAAGAAUAAAAAUGGGUUGGAGUGCAUACGGCAGACAUUGCCAGAUCCUGACUGGAAGCUUACCAUUAUCUUUGAAAAGGAAGAUGUACAAUCGGUGCAUUUUACCGGUGCUGACAUAUGGGGCAAAAACUUAGAGACAAAGAAGUUAGAGGAACAAGUUAAGGACUGCGCAAAGAGCGAUGGAACGAAGAAUGCUAGGCAUAACAUUAAGAGACAGAAAUGGAGUGGCUUGGAUCGGAGAGCAAAUGGCUAUAUAGCCAAUAUUCUGACAUUAAGAUAAAAAAAAAGAACUGGGCAGGUCUUGUAAUGGGUAGGUUAGAUAAACAGUGGACUAUUAGGGUUGCAGAAUCUGUACCAAGAGGAGGGAGGUGCAGUCAAGGAUAGCGAAGUGUAGGUGGGGCAAUGAAAUUAGGAAAUUUGUGGGCGCUAGUUGGGAUCAGUUGGCGCAGGGCAACUGGAGGUCGCAGGGAGAGGCCUUCGUCCUGCAGUGGACAUAAAAUAGGCUGCUGCUGCUGCUGCUGCUGCUGCUGAUGAUGAUGAUAGAUAGUCAUGCACACCCGAAAGAAAUUGAUGUGUAUCGGAGUACUGUGAACAAAACAAAAAGUGCGGGUGGAGCGAGUUUAAGAGUUUCUGGUCAAUAAAUGUUAAACACUGCAUUUAUGAUUGUAAAAUUAGAGCAAUCAAAUUCUGCUAGGUAAAGUUAGUUAUUUCUACACUCAAUAUUUUUGUGAAAGUGUGUCAUAUUGCUGUGUAGUUGUGGUAUGUAGUCUCGUAGUGAUAUUUUAAUUUUAGAUGUUUUGUUUUCUCUUAUAUUUGUAUAGUUUUUUCCUUGUACUAGUUACCUUUAGAAAGCCACUACAAUUCUUUGUAGUAAAAUUUGUGCUUGUUAUCAUAAACUCUCAGUGCGUGCUCUCAUAUGGGUCUUGACUGUGCCAAGCAUGUCUCGGCAAGGCCCUGUGAAGUGCACGUAACUAAAUGGUUCUGCUGAUAAUCAUAGCGUCUGCACUUUCAAGGUCAUUCUUCACAGCCUAGCAGACUUCUUGUUGCCCAUCUCUAUUACAUUUAAACCUUAAUGGGAUGAAACAAUUUUGUUCCUUCCAAAUUAAGUCUUGGUGUCCACCAAAGAGCCACAAAGCUGUUUGAUCUCUUUGCGUAGGGGACAUUUGAUUGGGCAGAAUAAUGCAUUGCUGCCUUGAAUUUCGUUUGGUUGAGCUAUGAGUGACGCAACAGUUAUAGCUGUUUGUGUGGUGUGAAAAUGUUGAAAAUAAAAUUUAAGUGUGCAUGUCAGUUUAGUGGUGCACAAACAACUUGUUUUAGUAAAUUGAUGUUUAAUUUUCUCUUUGUCUAGUUUGGCAUGAGCCUUGGUGGAAUAGCUUAAGAGUCGUGUGAAUAACAGAAAGCAACGCUGGCAUUUUUGCAGCAAAAGAUGAAUUUUGGCCCAGUUGUUCACAUAUUGGAUUGUGUGAACAGGUGGAGUAGAAAUCUGCUCUGUCCACUGCUUGUGAUAGUGUCCUGUCUGUUGUGCUUUAUCACUGUUCCAAUUUUUACAAGUAGCUAGGAAUCAAGGGGCACCAAACUACAGGUAGUUGUCCGUAUGUAUAGAAAUAGGGUUUUGCUUUGAACUAGUGACAGUGCUUUAUUGUCAUUGUGGUGCUGUGCUGAAUUAUCACAAAUACUUGGAAGGGACCUGACUUCCUCAUUCUUAUCAUUCAUUGAAGUGAUAAUUGUCUACAAGGUUUGUAAUUCUAAUAUAAAUGUUAAAGUUUACGUAGCAUGGCAUCGGGCACCUUUGUAUGUUUUGCAUGCCUGUGUGUACAGAAGUGCAAGAAAGCUGAAAAGAGAGUAAUAGGCUUGUAUUAAGGUGCAUUUCCACUGAUUAUUUAGUUAUCUUAGUCCAAAACAUCAGUUGAAAAACUGGUAGGUUAAUUAAUUACACAGACCUACGUUGCAAGGAAACAGUGAGACAGGGGUACGUGCAGUCCUAUAGAACUGGGACCAUAAAUCGUUUACCAUAUUUACAAGGUAGAUGCACUGUGUGUAGGUCUGCUGUACAUAUUUCAGUCAGUUGUAUAUCGGGCAGUAAGACCACUGUUUGUAUGUAUAUAGGAAUUAUAUAUUCUUUUCUGGUGCUAAGUUUGUUAUCUUUGUGGAUAUCUUGUAUCGAAAACUGAGUGGUUUUUGAAACCUUGUACUUCAUUUGGAAUGAAGAGUUUUAUUUUAAGCUGUUGUAAGGACUUCGUGGGCAUUACAUUUUCAUGUGGCAUUAUUUCUGCUGAAUUGGAGUGCCUAUCCUUGCUUGUUAUUUUAAUAAAAAUGUCAUUGUGACCUUG